GUUUUCUCUGUCGAAACAACUUUCAAUUCGCGAGUGUGAAAAUCUUUAUUUUCCCUUUUGUUUCUCGGUUUUUCCGUUCCAAACUGCUGCCAUUUGGUUGGUGUUUUUAUGUUUAAGCCGAAAUGUGUUUUGUUUGCGUAUCUACCUAAUCGCGUACGUAGAAAAGUGAAAUUAUACUGCGGGUUGUAAUAGCCCUUUGUUUUUCUAGGGUUCGCUUCUCGAUGUUCAAGAUGGUUUAACAAAGUGCAAAACAAUAUGGAAGCAAUAACUGAAGAUCUCAGUAUUCCGAAGCGACAUGUACGCGAAACCCGCUGCCCAAAUCGAUUCGUGGUGUUGGCUCACAAGUCUUGGCUGAAAAAUAUAUCUCAAGGAGGAAAGUUGCCAUGCGAGUUUCCUGUGUAUAAAACCGAUGCAGUGGAGUGGCCCGCGGGAGCUGCCAGCAGCAUCUGGUCUAGGGUUUACGUUAGCGUAUACAAAAAGCAUCCCAACAAGGUGAUACCGAUGCCACGCAACAAAUUUCUUCAGAAUCUCAACAACGGUGAUGCAAAUCCAGCGGAGAACGAAGAUCCACUCCAUUACUCCCAGCUACUGCAGUAUGUUUCCCAGACGAACCACAAAAACUUGUGGAAGGCUGCGUAUCGCAAGUAUGGAGCAUCCCGUCCAUGUUAUCGUCAACCUCCGCCGGAAAACGGCGCCAAUGGUUACCAGCAGCAGCAGCAGCAUCUGACCAGCAUUGCCAGUUUCGACAACAGCAAUAGCAUAACAAUAGGUGGUACAAAGAAGCAACAGCAACAGGAGAAUAACAACAUAUCAGCUGCGCUGCUGCCGUAUGAUUACGUACUGCGGGAGACAUUGUGCCGUGCCUAUGGGUGUCGCAUCAUCCGCGGGGACACACAGGACGAUGCGGCGAAUGGGUCUGAUCACCUGAACGUGGCGCUUCAAGCGCAUACCAAUUUGUAUCCAGUGCUGGUAGCGGUUGAAACUGGUUUGCAUAUAUUAUUGAUAUUCGAUUCGUACAUUCCAAACAGUUUGCUGGACUGCGUUACGUACAGUCCGGCGAUCCUGGAGAAAUCCCACAAUAAGCCGUUGUUCAUGAUAUACCAGUUGUUGAAUCUGAUGAAAUCGCUGCACGAUCGUGGGCUGAAUGUGGGUAAUGUUGGACUGGGGGACAUCUUUCUGGCGGAAAAUCUGUGGUUGCGUGUGAUUCCUAAUUUGGAGGCGAAUUUGCUGGAAUUCGAUGGCGAAGCCCUGAGCCAACUGCUCGUGAAUCGAGAGUCUCGAGUGAGACUCCCGCGAGAGUUGGAUUCGAAACACACACUGAAGGAUUACUGCGAAAUGUGGUGUCAUGCCCAAUUGUCCAACUUUGAUUACCUCACGAUUUUGAAUAAUCUUGCCGGCAGGAGAAUCGGUUGUCCCGAGUAUCAUCACAUUAUGCCCUGGGUUACGGAUUUCUCCACGCGGAGCGGACAGAUUUGGAGGGAUCUGAAGAAGUCCAAGUAUCGAUUGAACAAAGGUGACACACAGUUGGAUCUUACAUUCCAGGCUGCCGCAUUGGGAACGGAGGGGACCGUGCCUCAUCAUGUCUCGGAUGUCCUUUCCGAGAUAACUUACUAUGUGUAUAUGGCACGGAGGACCCCGAAGGCGGUCCUUUGCAAGAACGUUCGCCCCAUAUGGGUACCGGCAGAGUAUCCGGUGUCGAUUCAGAGACUCCAGGAGUGGACACCAGAUGAGUGCAUUCCGGAGUUUUUCACAGAUCCGUCUGUGUUCAAGAGCAUCCACGAAGAUCUACCCAAUUUGGAGGUACCAAUUUGGGCAACCUGCCCGGAGGAUUUUAUCGUGAAGCACCGUGAGGCGCUGGAGAGUCAGUAUGUGUCGGAAAAACUUCACCACUGGAUUGAUCUCACCUUCGGCUACAAGCUGACCGGUUCCUCGGCGGUCAAAGCUAAGAAUGUUUGUCUGGCGUUGGUUGACCGACAUCAAAAUCUGUGCCAGCGAGGUGUGGUCCAGCUGUUCACCAAUCCCCAUCCAGCGAAGCAAUUUUCAACCAUCUGGAAUGGGAAAACUCCGCCCCGGUUGUACACACAUCAGGAGUCCCGUCAGAGGCUCACGAGGAGCUCAGAGGAUUUAUGCCAUCAAAGUUCCUGUUCCAGCUACUCCGAUUUGGAUCCUGGAUUCACGCCGGAAUACGCUUCUUCGCCACAGAAUCGCUACUCAUCGCAAUAUCUGCGCAGUUCGAGUGGAAUCAAAUCGGAAUCCAUUGAGCGGUCGACCAGUUAUCAUACAAGUGUGCAAGCGAAGACCCCUUCGCUUCUGAUUUUGCCGAAAAACUAUAACCCGGUGAACCAAUUGAACGCGGUGGAGAAUCUGGGUAUGUUUCUGUCGAAAACCUUCCAAAAAUCGUUAUCUUCAGGUGAGUAUGGGAAGAGCAGCCAAAAAUCCGGCGGUCUGGUGGACGAUUUGGAUCUACUGAAUGCCAGCAUCGGAAGCAGCUACGAGCGCGAGCAAGGUUACGAGUGUAAUUCCUUCACGAACCGUCUGUUCGCCGAAGCGUACGAGGCGUCUCUUCUGAAGGAUAGAAAUAUGUUUCAGAAUCAACAGGUCACGGCGUCCAAACAUACCUUCAAACAACUCUUGCUCGAAGCACGGACGAGAGAUUUGAAGAUGAUGGGAUGCUUGAUUGUGGAAUUGUUUCUGGCAGCAAAGCUGAGACCGCUCGGAAGUGUUCUGCAACAGAAUCUGGAUACUAGAUUUGAGGCGUGUGUCAAACUCGUUGGUAAGAGCUACAAAUCACUGCCGGCUUGUGUACAGUAUGCGGUUAAGUUGCUGCUUGGAAUCUCUAUCGCCGAAACGGAUGCGGUGGUCACAGAAAAGGGUCUCCCCCAGCUUUCUCCUCAUCAAUUUCUACAGCCACUACUUGCCAAUCUUUUGAUACCAUUCCCACCUCAAUACCUACGAAUCUAUCAAGCAAUCAAAGCGCUCACUCAGUUCGAGGAGUGCACCAACAUGCUUGAUUUGCAAACAUUCUUCGACUGUGAUGGAAAGAACUGCUCGCGCUUUGCGAAUCUGGACAAAAUACGGAUAGACUUCCGGCGCAGGAUAGCCGAAUGCAAAGUCAACUGCUGCGUAACGCUGACCGAUGGAUUGUUGGAACCGUGCGGCCAGGAACAGUACUCCACCGUUGAGCUCCUGCUGCCGCACUUCAUCGAACUCAUUCAGGCGGACGACACGUCGAUACUGGCCGCCUGGAACCUCUUCGACACGAUCUCCAUCGCGCUCGGGAUGAAAGGUUCCCAAAAUUAUCUCCUUCAGCCGAUGCUGCUACUGUACGAAUCGGAAUCGGACGGCGAACCCCGCAUAGCCCAGUCUCAGCCUCAACCGGAUGGUGACCAGGGAACGCUGAAAUUCACCCGCAAUACAUCGUUCAAGUCCCGGAAAUCUGUCAAACUGUACCAUCACAGCUUCCUGUUGAAGCUAAUCGUACGCUUCGGGCUGCGUUGUUUCCUGGAGAACUUCGUAGCGCCCCUGGUUGAGGCCGUCGGAGGCUACAAGGAUGCCGAUCUCAAUCAGCCGUAUCAUUUCCACGAAAAUCUUCCCCUGGGAGAAUUUAAGAAAUCGCGCUCCUGUCGGAAUUUCAAGCUGAAAAGUGACAGCAGUGGAGAGGCGGCGGCGGCGGCGGACCUUGAGAACACGGGAGCUCAGGGACAGGAAUCCGCUUCCAUAUCGAACACGCUGGUUUCGCCAGAUGCUUCGGACAGGACCAUUUCCCCCACGGUAACCCAGAAUCUACCACUGGAUGAGGGUUCCAUUGAAGAGGAUGUCGAGGAGAUGUUCAACUUCGAAGAGGACAACCAGCUGCAGCAGCAGCAGGAAAUGUACAAGACCGUCAUGAGUAUGGCCGGGGAUGAGCUGAGUGACAUCGAAAUGGAAAGUGCUAUGAAGAGAAUCAUCGAUGAUUUUGAUAUGAAAACCGACGUUAGCAGUUUUGAUCUUCCGUUGAACCAUUCCCAAGCCGAGGAAGCGAUUGAGGAUGUGUUGGAGGAAGAAUCCGAACAGAGGGAAUUGGGCUGUAAUGGGAUGGAUCCACUCGAUGUGACGAUAAUCACAACCGAUACAAAUUCUCUGGAGAACAAAAACGACAGCAAUCCAAAAUCACCCACAAUUGCAAUUCCUUCCCAGUUCCGAAGGAACGUUGAGUUCAACUCGAUAGGUUGUGAAAUCGGCAGCAAGAAGAGCGUUGAUUCAUUGGAAUUUCUUCCGAAACCGACGCAGGAUGAGAAGCCAGAAAAUAGCCCCAAAAAUGCGACACCUAAUCAUUCCAAAUCCGAGCCGGGUAAAACUAGGUCCACGAGGAUCUCGGAAAUGAGCUGCGAAAGCGUAAUUUGGUUGUCCCAUCGGCUAGGCCCAGUGCUGACGGCUCGUUACUUAACACGGAAUUUGCUCAAAAUGCUCACUCUUUGUUAUGUUGGUUCGGAGAAUCUCGUUCCAAAUGAUUCAUCUUCAGCCACGACAGGAAGCCUUAACUAUUUCACCAUCGCGAACGGGUGCGUUACGGGCGAUGAAGCUGCCCAACGAGUGAUCGAAUGCCUUACAUCCAUCUCAGCAUUGUUUGGUGAUCAAUUUAUUCUUCUGCAAUACUUCCCCCACGCCAGUGAGCUAAUAGCGCUCUGUAGGAAGAAGAUUUCGCCCUCUUUGGAGGGUGGCCUCAUCAGCUCUUUGCAACUAGUCAAAUGUCUGAUCCCUUACUUGAACGACAGCGCGGUGAUGGAUCUACUGCAGGAUUUUCUUCCGCGCUCCAUAAUCCAUCCCAUCAUUCGUUUGCUAGAAUCAACCAAAAUCAGCAUGCCCAGCGGCUUCCUGGCCCGGUCGGUGCUGGCUCGCAAACUGGUCGAUACGCUCUACGUGAUAUCGAUAAGGAUCGGCCGGGAAAUGACCCGGGAACACAUUUGCGCCUCGGCUCUGCAACGUUUCUUCCUCAUAUUCGACAAAGUGUACGGCCGAAACGAGUAUCUGCGGGAACUGAAAGCUGCUGCCCAAUCCCGACCGGAUUCGAGUCCGUCGAGCUCGGGAACCGAGGAUGUGUACCACGUCGAGAUUCGUCGAGAAGACGGCGAAUGUGAGCGGAUAAUUCACGGUCACCCGCCUUCAGGUGGCCUCAAUCGACCGAAUCAGUCGAACGAACAACCGAACACCUCGCGGGACGUCACCCGAACGAGAGCGUUCGAGGAAAUUCGGGAUGUGUUCACACCCAAUCUUGCCUAUUGCACGUUUGUUCCCUUCCUGAACUACCUCGGUCAGCACGAGAUGUCACAGAUGCUGAAGAACGUGGCGCUCAUACUGAACCUUUGUCACGACUACGAGCAGCCGGACUAUGCGCGAGAUGAACGGGACGGAGCGAAGAAUCUGGACGCCAACUCGGACGAAGAGGAGUGCACACUGGAAUCGCUGAAUUGUUCCAACACGUUUGGGUCAAACAUUGUGGGGAACAGAAUUGAGGUGCGGAACGAUACGAACAAAAUCGAGCUGGAACAGAAGGAAUUGCUAGGGAUGGUAACGUACCGAUUGGAGCAGGUGAACAGUUCGAGAAAUCUCCGUGGAAAUUGGUUAGCCUAUUGGGAACACGAAAUUGGUCGCGCCAAUAAAGAUUACCGCUUCAAUCUGAAACAAAUCAAACUGCAAACCUACGGCGGACAUGCUAACUCUAUCAAGGCAAUAGUGGCGCUAGACAACGAGAAUAGCUUCAUUUCGGCUUCGAAGGAUAAAACGGUGAAGCUGUGGUCACUCCGAAGCGAGGGUGAUGGAAGCAAGCUGUCAUCGUGUCAGUUUACCUACACCAAUCACCGGAAGUCGGUCCAUUCGUUGGCUUUUCUGGAGUCGUUGAGGCUAACAAUUUCAUGUGACUCGGGUGUUCACCUGUGGGAUCCUUUCGUGGGGGCCCAAAUUGGUCAACUAGACGUUCCAAAAUAUACCCCGGUUUCGGUGGUGAAAACAUUCCCUUCGCCUAGUAGCUUGGUGCUCACCGGGACCGCCGAUAGUUGCGUGAAGAUGAUCGACGCUCGCACCUUUAGCUAUUGCCACGAAUGGAGGGUAUCCAGCGUACCGGUGGGUUCGGUACGUACCAUCGCGGUCUCUCCGUCCGGUACGUGGAUAGCAGUUGGACUCAGCUCCGGUCAUAUUACGGUUCUCGACGGGCGCACCGGAUUCAUCAUCUCCUCCUGGCGUGCAAACGAUAGUGAUUUGCUGCAACUUCUAGCACCAAGUGAACACCAGCUAAUUAGCACUAGUUUGGAUUAUUCACUGAGCGUGUGGAAUCCCAACACAGGCAAUCUGCAAUUUAACAUGAAAAAUCGUCCCGAGCCUAUCCACUGCAUGAUUAACAACGGCCCAGAGCUGAUCGCCGGAACACCAACCAAUCGCAUUGGUGUUUAUAGUGCAAUAAGCACGGAUACGACCUACUCGUACACGAAACUUCGCUCCGAAACAUUCAAAGGCGUGCUGACUAGCUUCGCGUUACUUCCGCUCAAUCGUAUGCUGCUGGUCGGUGGGGAUAACGGCAAUAUUAGUCUGCUUUGCUAGAAUCCAGAAUAGAAUGCGUUAGAAUGGGUACACCACAUUCCAUUAGAGCAUUCCGGUGUCUACUCGAAAAAGCUCGGGGUUUUGAAAUCAUGGGAAAAAGAAUCUCAUCUUAUUAUUCACCUAGUGAAAACAGUAAGUAUUAAAACAAUAUUGGAAAAGAAACAUACCAAAUUAUAGUAAAAGUACGAAAUCCAUUGGAA
This is a messenger RNA of Toxorhynchites rutilus septentrionalis, 6773 nucleotides long. It is a transcript of the gene Wdr81, whose product is annotated as WD repeat-containing protein 81. Gene Ontology annotation, biological process: aggrephagy. The transcript is spliced from 5 exons. Lineage: Eukaryota; Metazoa; Arthropoda; Insecta; Diptera; Culicidae. Gene Ontology annotation, molecular function: phosphatidylinositol 3-kinase regulator activity; protein binding. The coding region runs from base 256 to 6573 and encodes 2105 amino acids. The record is from RefSeq and is a predicted model, not a curated record. Gene Ontology annotation, cellular component: mitochondrion.